AUGGAGACCAGGGCGAACGAGUCUCUGGUCGGGUCCAUCGUGAGGAACUUGACGCUGAACCAAACGCGUCACCACGACCAACUCUUCCCCGUAACCGUCCAGGAUGAGGAGAACGUCGUCUCGAGGAGCGACGAGUCGACCAGCGGCGUCGAGCUGGGCUGGUUCAACGACUCGACGACCACCGGUUCGACGUUCUCCGACUCUUGGUACGGCGCGUCGUCGUCGACGUUCUCGUCGUCGUCGCCCAGCUCCGACAAUUACACCAGCAUAUCCGACCUGUUCGUGUUCGAAGAUCUGAGCGACUACAUAAAUCAGCUGAACGCUUUCGUAAAUUUGACGUACGCCGGCGGUGCGGGGGAUUUAAAUCCAAACGGAACCGUGAACUGCACAUCGUCGAUAGUCGCCGGUACCGCGGUCGGCGUCGUCAGGGCAGGCGAGUGCGCGCCGACGGCCGACGUCGACGAGAAAACGGACCCUAACAGCUGGUGGGCUCUGAUCCUCGUGAUCGUGCCUUGCUUGACCCUGUUCGGCAACGUCCUCGUCAUCCUCGCCGUAGUUCGAGAGAGGGCCUUGCAGACUGUCACCAACUACUUCAUCGUCAGUCUGGCCGUCGCCGAUCUUCUGGUCGCCGUGCUCGUCAUGCCAUUCGCCGUCUACGUUCUGGUAAACGGAUCGUGGAGCCUGCCGGGCUUUGUGUGCGACUUUUACAUCGCGAUGGACGUCACGUGCAGCACCAGUUCCAUCUUCAACCUCGUAGCCAUCUCGAUAGACAGAUACAUCGCGGUGACCCAGCCGAUAAAGUACGCCAAGCACAAGAACAAUAGAAGAGUAUGGCUGACGAUACUGUUGGUCUGGGCGAUAUCGGCCGCGAUCGGUAGCCCGAUUGUUCUCGGCUUGAAUAACACCCCUGACCGAAUACCGGACCAAUGUCUCUUCUACAAUGCGGACUUUAUCAUCUACUCGAGCCUAUCCAGCUUCUACAUACCCUGCAUCAUUAUGGUGUUCCUCUACUACAACAUAUUCAAAGCGCUGCGGAACAGGGCGAGGAAAGCGAGGGCCAACAGGAAGCCGAACCUGGGCGACAUAAAACCCGGAUGCAUAAUCGAGAACAUCGCGCACACGCGCAGGUUUGCGGAGACCGCGCUGGGAGCGACAGCCCUCGUGGCUCCCGGCAUGGAAGAACCGACGAACACGGCGUCCGGGAGCAACGAGGACGAGGACGAGACGCCCCUCGAUCCCGUCGUGGUCAUCUCGAACGACAAGAGCACGGAGUUCUUUUUAGCCACUGUCGUCGAGGAAGCAGCUUGUCGUUUCAGUGCAGUUGCCCAAGCCCAGCUGGGCGGAACGCAACCCGUCAGAAAGGAUUCCGGGUACGACGGGGCGGCGAGCAGCAUGGCGGUUCACGAGCCCUUGGAAGGGAAUUCCAGCCCGAGUCCAAAUCCGCGGGGCACCUCGGCGCCGUCCUCCUCCACCUCCUCGUCGCCGCCCCCGAGAGGCACCGCCGCCAGCUCCAGCUCCCAGACCAAGAAGAACGGAGCGGAGACGAACAAGCAGGAGCUGAAGAGGCUCAAGAGCGCCGGUUCGCUUCUUCCUCUUCAGCUUGGCAGGACUCCCAGCGUUUUGUCCAGCUCGUCCACCUGUAAGAAGGACAAGAAAAACGCCGCCUCCGGCUCGAGGUUCACGAUAUACAAAGCUAACAAGGCCAGCAAGAAGAAGAGGGAGAAAAGCUCCGCGAAAAAGGAGCGCAAGGCCACAAAAACGCUGGCCAUCGUUCUAGGUGUCUUCUUAAUCUGUUGGCUGCCAUUCUUCACGUGUAACAUCAUGGACGCGCUUUGCACGAAGCUGGAGGCCACUUGCCAGCCGGGCGUCACAGCUUUCAUCGUGACCUCUUGGCUGGGCUACAUGAACAGUUUCGUGAACCCCGUGAUCUACACUGUGUUCAAUCCCGAGUUUCGCAAAGCCUUCCACAAGCUGAGAACCAAAACCAUCGGUAGAGCGCUCUCUGCGCAAUCGCAUCCGUGGAUAUCGAAGUCGCCGACGACGAUGAAACCGGACGUAGAGCGCGUCGAUGUUAGAGCUGAAUUACCAAACGAACACAUAGACUAA
Molecule: messenger RNA, 2106 nt
Organism: Colletes gigas
Lineage: Eukaryota; Metazoa; Arthropoda; Insecta; Hymenoptera; Colletidae
Gene: Dop2R
Product: dopamine D2-like receptor
Exons: 8
Coding region: 1-2106 (701 amino acids)
Biological process (GO): adenylate cyclase-activating adrenergic receptor signaling pathway
Cellular component (GO): membrane
Molecular function (GO): dopamine neurotransmitter receptor activity, coupled via Gi/Go; G protein-coupled receptor activity
Source: RefSeq, a predicted model, not a curated record